Messenger RNA from Necator americanus (New World hookworm), 648 nucleotides. RefSeq lists its product as uncharacterized. The transcript is spliced from 7 exons. The record is from RefSeq and is a predicted model, not a curated record. Lineage: Eukaryota; Metazoa; Nematoda; Chromadorea; Rhabditida; Ancylostomatidae. The coding region runs from base 1 to 648 and encodes 215 amino acids.
AUGGGUCUACUUAUACUAAUUGUGGUUCUAGUGGCUGUUAGCUGUACAGACGCACAGAUCAGCGCAAUGUUUGGAAACCCGAUCCAGGCACCAAACUGUGAGACAUGGUCAGAAUGGGGUCCAUGUGUGUGGUUGAAAGGCAAAGAGAAAAGGUUCCAACGUUCAUAUUUUGAUCAACUUCUACCAGGAAGAAAAGGUUGCCGGAAUCAUGUGUUUUUCCGACUUUUAAAGGAUCGAUGGGGAGUGGCUUUUAAUAACUUCUACAAUUAUCUACGUGAUAUAACUAUCAGCGAACAACAAUGCGGUGAAUGUUCGUAUCAACAGAGUUGUGGACGGCAAUGUCAUCGUCGUGGUGAUGUAUCAAUGAUCAAUCCGCUGUUCGUCGCUGAACGUCGUUGUAUGGGAAUUGAUCAGAAUCAGGCUUGCACCUCGAAAUUCACACCAGACUGUAAACUUUGGCCGAAUCCAGCGAUACAAUUGCCGAAUGUCACGGAAAGUAUGCAGCAGAUCAUCGACGGUUUAGACUACCUCACUUGUGUGCCGCAACACAGACCAUCUGGAUCAGUAUGUCGUUGUUGUUGCCAUCCGUAUACACCAAAUCCACAGACGUUCGAAUGUGAAUUGAAACCAUUCGUUGGCGGCCAUUAA